Messenger RNA from Magallana angulata, 467 nucleotides. Its product is annotated as scavenger receptor class F member 2-like. Lineage: Eukaryota; Metazoa; Mollusca; Bivalvia; Ostreida; Ostreidae. The coding region runs from base 1 to 426 and encodes 141 amino acids. The transcript is spliced from 5 exons. The record is from RefSeq and is a predicted model, not a curated record.
AUGGGCCAGGAUGGAAACCUAAAGUGCUGCCCAGGAUUUGUCUGGAACAUAAAAGAAAAUAAAUGCAAACAAUGUGAUACUGGUACAAUUGGACCUCAUUGUGAAAUAGUUUGUCCGUAUCCAUGGUAUGGAAAGCAAUGCCUAUCAAAAUGUAACUGCAGUAAAGACCACUGUGAUACUGCUAACGGGUGUAUAGGGUGGACUACACAAGACUCGCUGGCGGGACAUUCAGCCACUUUAUCUCGUGCUGAAGGAUUUAACGACAUAACAGGGAAUGCCAACACUAGCACACAUAAAAAGAAAUCAAAGGAUAACAAACACGAUGGAUCUUUAAAAUACUUUAUAUUAAGCCCUCUUGUCGUGGGAUUCAUUUUGUGCUUGUUAUACGUAAGACUUGUUUUUCGUUGCCAUUUUGAACAUUCCUAGAUUGAAAAAUCCUACGAAAAGAAAAUUAACAUAGAAAGGAG